This is a messenger RNA of Mizuhopecten yessoensis (Yesso scallop), 1345 nucleotides long. Its product is annotated as 1,5-anhydro-D-fructose reductase-like. Bases 268 to 1212 code for a protein of 314 amino acids. Gene Ontology annotation, molecular function: aldose reductase (NADPH) activity. The transcript has 13 exons. Gene Ontology annotation, cellular component: cytosol. The record is from RefSeq and is a predicted model, not a curated record. NCBI's taxonomy places the organism in Eukaryota, Metazoa, Mollusca, Bivalvia, Pectinida, Pectinidae.
GAACAGGAUGUCCGUGCGUUACGAAGCGGCGUCAAGACACGCCCGUUUGUCUUGCCACUCUGCCUUCAACUCCCUAUGGUUGUCAAAGAAACGAGAGUCCAUUGACGUUAUCAGCGACCUCGUUGUACGUUCUACCACAGGCAGGUAGAGGGUAGCCAUCAAAACACCAACCUGCAAUCAAUGUGCAGGUAAAACAGAAAGGACGAUAGAGCCAAACUUCGUAUUUAAAAAGUUGGAGCUACAAAUAACAGUACAGUGCGCAUUGAUAUGGCGAAGGUAUUAUCACUAAGUAAUGGAAAGAAGAUCCCCCAAAUAGGACUUGGGACAUCAAGGAUUCCAAAAGAUAUCUUAGAAGAUACAGUAUGCCUGGCAAUUGAGAAAGGGUAUCGCCAUUUUGACACAGCGUUUGCUUACUACAACGAAGUUGAAAUAGGAAAUGCACUCAAACGGAAGUUUGAAGACGGGACGGUGAAAAGGGAUGAGUUGUUUGUUACAUCAAAGCUGAGUAGCCAGUACCAGGCGGAGGAGGACGUGUGUCCCGCCUGUACCGAGAGUCUCCGCCGGCUCCAACUCGACUACGUUGAUUUGUUUCUCAUCCACUCGCCACUUUCUCUCAAGAACCCAGGAUAUUUUGCCACAAAACCUGUUGACACAGCUUAUCUGGAACGGGACUUGAAGUUAACCUGGCGGGCGAUGGAGGAAUUGGUGUUUUCGGGAAAGGCUAAAUCAAUAGGUCUGUCAAAUUUCAAUUCACAGCAAAUUGAUUACAUCUCUCAAGGGGCAAGGAUCAAGCCAGUUAUGAAUCAAGUCGAGCUUAACAUCCGUUUUCCACAGUAUCAACUUGAGCGGUUCUGUGCAGAACGAGGCAUCCUUCUAACGGCGUACGCUCCUAUGGGAGCACCCGGUCAUCCCAAACUGCUAAAUACCAAGGAUAAAGUACCGUUACUUAUGGAUCCUAACAUCAUCAAAUUAGCAGAAAAAUAUGGGAAGAACCAAGGUCAGAUUUUACUCAAAAGUCUGGUAGAAAGGAAUGUAGUCCUGAUUCCUAUGUCGACAAAUCCUGACCGACUAACUUCUAAUUUACAGCUGUAUGAUUUCGAGCUAAGCAAGGAAGACUCCAAACUUAUUGCUGGUUUAGAAGAUGGUAUACGGCACUUCCGGCGUCCCACGCGUGAAGAUCACCCGGAUUAUCCUUUCCUAAUAUCUUUUUAAUGUUGUUCCUUGAUAAAGCAUGCCAAAAUUCCCUUAACAUACAAAGACACUAUCUUUAACAAGUUUUAUAUAAAGUAAAAUCUAUAUAUCUUUGCUUUCAUGCCUUUUUAAAGAAAAAAGUACACAUAUGUAU